Messenger RNA from Solea solea (common sole), 3125 nucleotides. It is a transcript of the gene kera, whose product is annotated as keratocan. The transcript is spliced from 3 exons. Bases 1408 to 2439 code for a protein of 343 amino acids. The record is from RefSeq and is a predicted model, not a curated record. Gene Ontology annotation, molecular function: protein binding. NCBI's taxonomy places the organism in Eukaryota, Metazoa, Chordata, Actinopteri, Pleuronectiformes, Soleidae.
UAUGAAUUUAAUCCAUAAAGCUUACAAGGCUGUUAAACCAGUGGUAAUAAAGAGGCUGCGUGGAGGCUUAGUGCAAUUAUUCCAGUGAUUACUGUCUGGCUGUUUAACAUGUUGCAUGCAAAGUUAAUGCGAGGUCAAAAGCCUCAGCAGUGUGACAAAUAAAACAGUAAACUAAGACCAAUAACAAUAAGAUUCAUAAAUUAAGGUGUGCAGAUUAAUUUGCAAAAAAAAAAUUCCACAGCUAUUUGUCUUUGACGCACAGUCACUAUAGAUUUCACAGAAAUAGCGUCUGGCUGCGUCAGAUUGCGCACCGUUCACAAAAGCACUUUGGCAAACACUGGCGGAGCUCUAAUGGCCUAGCAUGGCUGAUCAUGUGUUUGCCUCUGUCCUCACACAAGUUAGCAAAGGAUUAUCCUCCCGCAUGCAAGCCUUUGCCGUCACUGCUGGAAAUGAGCACAAGCUCAUGGCCACGUUGAAAGGUCACUGGUCCUGACGCUAGCUAGCUACUGCAAUUAGUUUCACUAGCAUGCAGAAAAUCCCCAGAGAUUAAGUCUGACCUCCCGCCAAUAACACAUUAUCUCUCAUGUCUAGAGAAAAUGUUUUGUUAUUCUUGCAAAUUCAUCACAAUCUAUAGACUUGGCCAUAAAAAAACCACCAUGUUAAGUGUCAAAUAUUUAGUUACAAAAUAACUGCACUUGCUUUAUCAUGAGCUACCUUGAGAGAACUGCUCCAUACCAGUUUCAUAUCACCUUCAACUGCAACAUGAUGAUGCUACUGGUACUAUUUACAGUCACAGGUUUACCUAUUUAACAUUAGCAUUUAGCAUUAGCGAAUGUUGUAGCGAUCAUGUGCUACAGUUGCAGAAAGGCCACACGACCUCCACCUGAUUCCACUCUUACAGUGAUUGUCAUUUGUGUACUUUUUACACACUGCGUUAACUCUGUUUUAAGCUCAGUAAAACAUAUGAUCAUUUGCUCAGUCUGGGAGAAUAACCAAUCCCAAUCGCACUGCAGACAGCAACAGCACAAAAUUAGCACUAAGACAUAAAUGUUAGCAAGGACUUACGGAUUUGAGUGUGGCAUUAAAACAUGAUCAAGCAUGUGACCAAGAGAGGGAGGUUUGUGCAUGUGGUAGUCGGCCAACAAAGAAGACACGGGCUUGCAUUAGUCCGUUAGGCUUAGUGCACUACACCUUAGGGUAAUGACCUUUGGUUUUAACAGCUUUUGAUUGGCCAAAAGAAGCUUUGUUGUCAUCAAGAUUGAUAGGCCAUCACAUACUGAAUGGAAAGGCUUGUGGUACAAAUACAGGUGAGAGGCACAGCCUCAUCACUUGCGACGACACUUGGUAACUUGCAGAGGGAAAGGAGGACUGAGAGGGAACUUCCUACAUUUAAGACUGGAUAGUAAAAUGGCACUCCCCUUGGGUCUUCUCUGCAUCUUGUGCUUUGUUGGUUCAGUUAUCAGCCAAGACAUGACCUACGAAGAAUAUAUGGCCCAGAUCCAAGCCUGCCCUCAAGAGUGUACCUGUCCCCCCAACUUCCCCCGUGCCAUCUACUGUGACAAUAAAGGUCUAAAGAGCAUCCCCAAAAUCCCUACAAAUACCUGGUAUCUCUACUUGCAGAACAAUUUAAUAGAAGUGCUGUCAGCUGAUGCCCUGCGUAAUGCCACACAGCUCCGCUGGUUGAACCUAAACCGCAACAAAAUCACAAGUGAAGGAGUGGAAGAAGGUGUGCUGAAUGCAAUGCCUCACCUCGUGCACCUGUAUAUGGACGACAACCUCUUGUCUUCUGUGCCAUCGCAGCUGCCAGCCAGCCUAGAGCAUCUACGAGUCUCUCGCAAUCGUAUCUCCAAGAUCCCUGCCGGAGUCUUCAUUGGUCUGGAUAAGCUAAACCUCCUGGACCUCCAGGGAAACAAGCUCAUGGAUGAUGCGGUGACUGAGGUGAGCCUGAAGGGUCUGAACAAUCUGGUGCAAAUCAACCUGGCCAAGAACCAGCUGACGAGCAUGCCUCUAGGGUUACCUCCCACCAUGACACAGCUUUUCCUUGAUGGCAACAACAUCGAGAAGAUCCCAAUUGGCUAUUUUAAAGGUUUGCCUAAAGUGGCAUUUCUGAGGCUCAAUCACAACAAACUUGGCAGCAGUGGAGUUCCAAAAAAUGUGUUUAAUGUCUCCAGUAUUUUGGACUUGCAACUGUCCCAUAACCAGCUGACUGAGGUGCCCGUCAUUCCCGCAGGCCUUGAACAUCUUCUCCUGGACCACAACAUGAUCAAAAGCGUAAAUGGCUCCAACAUCUGUCCCGUCUCAGUCGACACCAUUGAUGACUCUGUCAAUGAAAGUGUUCCUCGAUUGCGCUACCUCAGACUGGACGGCAAUGAGAUUAAGCCGCCCAUUUCGAGGGACAUCAUCCUCUGCUUCCGUCUCCUUACGUCCAUCGUCAUCUAAGAAAAGAAAGGAAAAUCAAAUCAAGCAAGCAACGUGGAUGCUGGUGUGGGAAAACAGGACACUUGUGAAACCAUAGAUUGGAUACGUUGACGUGAUAAAUAUUUGCAUGUUUGUGAAACUAUGUGACACCAGUUGGCAUCAACUUGUUUUUAUUGUUGUGUCUCAAGAAAAAGCUCAUGUCGCAGUUCCAGGAAACUUCUUUUCCUUUAGGAAGUGACAGAUUAGAUCAUUUAUCCGAGGCUGAAAUCUGCUGACCACUUGUGCCUUAUGCUGUUAACAACUGCGAGAAGAGUUGUGAACCAAAGUCUAGUGUAAAAUAGCAUGAAAGUGACACAGGGAGAAAAUCUCUAUUCAUGGCAUGUGGAUAUAUAUAUAUAUAUUUUUUGUUUUUGUUGUGUGGGAGACCUUCUUGUAUGCAGGGAAUUGUGGGUAUGAGAGGGAUUUUUUAGUUAUAUCUGUAGACUUGGUCUUGUGUUCUUAACUUUAGACAGAGACUAAGUUCUACAAGCAUGUACAUGUACUGUAGGUAAUUUAUUUUUUAUUUAAAUUCGUUUGAGUAAAAGGUCAUUAUUCUACACAUACAAAGGCCAACACUCUUUUCCAUUCCUGAUUCAAAUGAGCAGGAUAAGGAUAAGCAAGAGAUGAAAAUGUACUCGUCUUCAAUUUGAAUAAAGUUUGAGAAAAAU